Sphaeramia orbicularis (orbiculate cardinalfish) is the source of this 927-nucleotide messenger RNA. Its product is annotated as olfactory receptor 6N2-like. The transcript has a single exon. The record is from RefSeq and is a predicted model, not a curated record. Gene Ontology annotation, biological process: G protein-coupled receptor signaling pathway; detection of chemical stimulus involved in sensory perception of smell. Gene Ontology annotation, cellular component: membrane. Gene Ontology annotation, molecular function: odorant binding; olfactory receptor activity; G protein-coupled receptor activity. Lineage: Eukaryota; Metazoa; Chordata; Actinopteri; Kurtiformes; Apogonidae. The coding region runs from base 1 to 927 and encodes 308 amino acids.
AUGGAUCAUGAAUAUAAUUUGUCAUAUAUUACUCUUACUGGGCACGUUGAAGUGGAAAAAUACAGAUAUGUUUAUUUUCUGAUCAUGUUAAUAACAUAUAUUCUAAUAAUAUGUUGUAAUUCUACUAUUGUAUGUCUUAUUUUCCUUCACAAAAACCUCCAUGAGCCGAUGUAUAUGUUUAUUGCAGCUCUGUUAUGGAACUCUAUUCUUUUCAGCACUACUAUCUAUCCAAAGCUACUGAUUGACUUUUUAUCUGAAAUACAGGUCAUAACUUAUUCAGCCUGUCUAUUUCAGUUUUUUCUGUUUUAUUCUUUGGGUGCUUCAGAAUUCUUAUUGUUGGCAGCCAUGUCCUAUGACAGGUAUGCGUCUAUAUGUAAACCGUUGCAGUAUACAACUAUAAUGACACAAACAACAGUCACUGUUGUCCUGGUUUUAUCAUGGCUUCUACCUGCGUGUUUGAUUUUAGUGCUAGUGAUACUCAGUGCUGAUAUGAAACUUUGUGAGUUCACGUUAAAAGGAAUUUUUUGCAACAAUUCAGUUUACCAACUUACUUGUGUGAAUUCCAAAGUACGGUCUAUAUUUGGUGCAGUUACUUUUUCAAACAUUGUAGUGUUUCCUAUUCUUUUUAUAAUUUUUACAUACUCUAAAAUAUUUAUAAUAUCUUUUCAAAGUGGUAGUGAAGUCAGGAAAAAAGCUGCACAGACCUGUUUACCCCACUUGCUUGUCUUAGUCAGUUUUACUUGUUUAUGCAUAUUUGAUGUCAGUAUAGCUCGGCUGGAGUCCGAACUUCCAAAACUCGCACGUUUAAUAAUGACGUUACAGGUAGUUUCGUAUCAUCCACUAUUUAAUCCAAUCAUAUAUGGACUAAAAAUGACAGAAAUUUCCAAACACCUCAAGAGGUUGUUCUGUCCAUCUAGAAUGGGUUAA